AUGUCGCGUCUCAACUACAGCAAGUGGGAUCACAUCGAGGUUUCUGAUGAUGAAGAUGAUACUCAUCCAAAUAUAGACACACCUAGCUUAUUUCGAUGGCGACAUCAAGCACGCCUAGAAAGAGAUGCUGCUUGGAAGAAAGAAAAAGCAGAGUUCGAAGAUAAUUAUAAAUCAUUUCUAAGUAAAUAUAAUGAGGCACAACAGAAAUUAAAUAAAGCUAAGGAGACUGGUUCAGACAACAUACAGGAGCUGCAAAAAAAGUUCGAUGAACUCGAAAUGGAAGCUAAAGACUGGUCAGUGAAAGUGUCUGAAAUACAAAAGAAAGAACGACUUAGACCUUUAAAUAUUGAUACAAUUUGCAAAGAUGCGAAAUCGAAGACGGUUAUUAACUCGCCAAAACUUAAACACGAAGAGAAUUUGGACUCGACAUCAAAUUCCGAAGAGGCCGCAGUAAAUCGUCUAAGAGAAUUUGUUAAUAAACAUAAUAAAGCUAUACGAAAAUUUGGACUAUUGCAAAAACCAUUAGAUUCACAAAAUUUUCUUGUUAAACAUCCUGAUCUAGUAUGUGAAGAAACAGCUAAUCAACUUGUAAUUUGGUGUAUUGAUUUGGCUAUGGAAGAGAAAUUCGAAUUAAUGGAACAUGUUUCACAUCAGUGUAUAGUGAUGCAAUUUAUGCUUGAAUUAGCUAAAUCUCUAAAAGUUGAUCCAAGAGCGUGUAUUCGACCAUUCUUUGCUAAGUUUAAGAAUCCUGAACCAGAAUAUCAAAAAGCUUUCAAUGAUGAACUUUCUGCAUUCCGAGAAAGAAUCAGAGCUCGAGCAAAAGUUCGUUUAGAAGAAGCUAUGAUGCAAAUUGAAGAGGAAGAAAAGCAAAAACGUCUUGGUCCUGGUGGUCUGGAUCCAGUUGAAGUUUUUGAGUCGUUACCAACGAAUCUUCAAGAGUGUUUUGAGAAAAAAGAUGUUGAGUUAUUAAAAGCAGUAUUAUGCAGUAUGGAUCCACAACAAGCUGAAUAUCAUAUGAAAAGAUGUGUUGAUAGUGGACUAUGGGUGGAUAAUGCACGUGAGCAACAACAAGAAGAAGAAGACGGUGAAUCAUCAUCAAACGUUAACACUGACGGUAAUGAUGAUAUUGCUACUACAAUUCAAACAGAUAAAGAACCAAUCCAUGAUAAUGCUUAA
This is a messenger RNA of Schistosoma spindalis, 1176 nucleotides long. The record is from the annotation of a GenBank genome assembly. Lineage: Eukaryota; Metazoa; Platyhelminthes; Trematoda; Strigeidida; Schistosomatidae.